Coregonus clupeaformis (lake whitefish) is the source of this 2276-nucleotide messenger RNA. RefSeq names its product dual specificity protein phosphatase 1-like. Gene Ontology annotation, cellular component: cytoplasm; nucleus. The record is from RefSeq and is a predicted model, not a curated record. The coding region runs from base 291 to 1427 and encodes 378 amino acids. NCBI's taxonomy places the organism in Eukaryota, Metazoa, Chordata, Actinopteri, Salmoniformes, Salmonidae. Gene Ontology annotation, biological process: negative regulation of p38MAPK cascade; protein dephosphorylation; endoderm formation. Gene Ontology annotation, molecular function: protein tyrosine/threonine phosphatase activity; MAP kinase tyrosine/serine/threonine phosphatase activity. The transcript has 4 exons.
ACAACCUCGGAAAUCGAACACGAGUACUUUUUAGACAAGAAACAACAAAAGAAAAUAUACCCGAGAAGAGGGACGGAUUGUUUGUACGUUUUAUUCUAAAUCUAUUCAUUGUUAGGCCUCAAAUUACCUUCAUUUUGGGAAAACCUCAAAUAAGCUAGGGACAACAAAAGAACAUACAACUGUUUUAAGAAGAAAUCUACUUGUGAAUUAAAAUAAAAGAAAACCUCACAAGGUUCUACAGGAACAGGUGACACCGACCGCCCAGGGGUUUAUUUGCCUUUCCACAGCCUAUGUAUCUGGAUUUGGCAUUUUCCGCCCGCCGCCCUCCUACUAUGGUGAUCAUGGAAGUCCCCAGCAUCGAUGCCGUGUCCCUCCGCGGGCUGCUGGAGGGGGAAGACCCGGGCUGUCUGGUCCUGGACUGCCGCUCAUUCUUCUCCUUCAACUCCUCUCACAUCUCCGGGUCCACCAACGUCCGCUUCAGUACUAUAGUCCGCCGGAGGGCCCGAGGGGGGCUGGGGGUGGGACACAUCGUGCCCAACGAGGACACGCGGAACCGGCUUCUCUCAGGGGAGUAUCGGUCGGUGGUGUUUCUGGAUGAUCGGAGUUUGGACUUCGGCCAAGUGAAGAAUGACGGGACUCUAAUGCUCGCCGUGACAGCUCUGUGCCGAGACCCGUGUGGAGCCAGUGUCUUCUUUCUCAAAGGUGGUUUUGACACGUUCUCCUCGGAGUAUCCAGAGAUGUGCACCAUGCCUUCAGCUCCACAGGGACUGAGUCUGCCCCUCAGCGCCCGUCCAGACAGCGCCGACCCCGGCUGCAGUCCAUGCAGUACAGCUCUCUAUGACCAGGGUGGUCCAGUGGAGAUCCUUCCCUUCCUCUACCUGGGCAGUGCCUACCAUGCCUCCAGAAAGGACAUGUUAGACAUGCUGGGUAUCACUGCUCUUAUAAACGUAUCAGCUAACUGCCCCAACCACUUUGAAGAGUCCUUCCAGUACAAGAGUAUCCCUGUAGAGGACAACCACAAGGCUGACAUCUCCUCCUGGUUCAACGAGGCCAUAGAGUUUAUCGACUCCAUCCGUAAUAAAGGCGGCCGUGUGUUUGUCCACUGCCAAGCCGGCAUCUCCCGCUCCGCCACCAUCUGUCUGGCCUACUUGAUGAGGACCAACCGCGUGAAGCUGGACGAGGCCUUCGAGUUCGUCAAGCAGCGGCGCAGCAUCAUCAGUCCUAACUUCAGCUUCAUGGGCCAACUGCUGCGGUUUGAGUCCCAGGUCCUGGCUACGUCGUCCUGCUCGUCGGAGGCCGGGAGUCCUGCCCUGGGGAAGAGCAGUACGGUCUUUAACUUCCCAGUGUCUAUCCCCAUCCACGGCUCUGCUGGACAUGGACAGCUCUCCUUCCUCCACAGCCCCAUCACCACCUCACCCAGCUGCUAAGGUGGAGAGUAGGAUCAUAUGGAGGGUUGUCUGUCUUAGCCUGGACUUGAACUUUACUGUCACAAUACUGGUAGUGCCAGGGUAGUGCCACCUUCCUGGUGUAAAGGUCAUUGAUGCCCUUCCUGGUGUAAAGGUCACUGAUGCCCUUCCUGGUGUAAAGGUCACUGAUGCCCUUCCUGGUGUAAAGGUCACUGAUGCCCUUCCUGGUGUAAAGGUCACUGAUGCCCUUCCUGGUGUAAAGGUCACUGAUGCCCUUCCUGGUGUAAAGGUCACUGAUGCCCUUCCAGGUGUAAAGGUCAUUGAUGCCCUUCCUGGUGUAAAGGUCUUAUAGAAGUGAUCCUGGCAUCACUGGACAAAAGGGCAAACUUUUGGAGAGACAAGCCAAGUGGCCUAGUUUAUGGGUUAAAUCCACAGGUCUGCCCCAUCGCCUUGAAAGGAGUUUCUCUCGCUACCAAUUUGUCAGUAUGGUUAUCACAACAUCCUCUGUAGAAGGUAAAUGACACCCACAGAUCUACCUAGAAUACCCUCAACUUCUAGUCUAGGAAAAUACAGAGAAGUCAAUGGCUGAAGGUGACUGGGGGAAGGGUCAAUCCUUUAAAAGAAGUUAGAAGUAUUUUAAUUGGAUGAAGAGAAGAGAUUGUAGUCAAAUAAUUUUUUGGACCUGCCACAACUCUUAACAAAAUGUAAACCCUCCCUUGGUCACUCACAGACAGUUGUCAUAUUUAUUGAUACCAAUAGACUCUCAGGAAUCAUUAAUUACUUUCAAUGUCCCUUUUUUUUCUCAUGUUUUUUUAUUUCACCUUUAUUUAACCAGGUAAGCCAGUUGAGAACAAGUUCUCAUUUACAACU